AUGAUUCAUUCAUUAACUGUAAUAUUAGUUAUUUUACUGUUGGAAAUUUCACAGAUAUCAACUUUAGAGAGAUCAUUUCUAAUCAAAACAAUAUUCAUUUCUUUGGUUGGAACUGCUCUUGAAGAAGUUGUUUUUGAAAUUUGUGAUUGCAGAGUUAUUGAAAGUUCUACAUUUUCAAAUUCCAACAUCAAAUCUAUCAUUUUCAACGAAUAUGUUGAAGAAAUCCAAGAAAAUACAUUUACUGGAAUUGCAAAUCUCAAACGAGUCACAUUCAACAAUCAUGGAAAUAAUUCAGAUAUUAUUUUCAAAACUAAUUGUAUGUCUAACUUAGAUACACUUGAAGAGAUUGUUUUACCAGAAGGCAUCAAUUUAAUCAUCGAAGAUGAUUCAUUGAUCAGUCAAACUCUUUUCAAAAUGAACAUUCCCGAAAAUUGCAAUGUUGAUUAUCGCAAUUUGAUAAAGAACUGUCCAAAACUUCGAUAUAGUUUACCUCCACAUAUUUUAAUUUUACUUUAUAAAAAUACCUUGCCGCACCCUAUACUUGGCUUUAAACUAGCAUUAGUUAUGAUGUAUAGUCAUAAAUAA
Messenger RNA from Trichomonas vaginalis G3, 585 nucleotides. Its product is annotated as ribonuclease inhibitor domain-containing protein. Bases 1 to 585 code for a protein of 194 amino acids. Lineage: Eukaryota; Parabasalia; Trichomonadida; Trichomonadidae. The transcript has a single exon. The record is from RefSeq and is a predicted model, not a curated record.